Molecule: messenger RNA, 2804 nt
Organism: Anolis carolinensis (green anole)
Lineage: Eukaryota; Metazoa; Chordata; Lepidosauria; Squamata; Anolidae
Gene: il22
Product: interleukin 22
Exons: 7
Coding region: 330-893 (187 amino acids)
Cellular component (GO): extracellular region
Source: RefSeq, a predicted model, not a curated record
UUGGGACUUACUGAAUCGCUUGCUUCAGAACUUACUUGGAGUAAGUUCCUGGCUGAGAGCCUACUAUGCUUUUCUCCUAGCACCAUUGAAGAAGAAAUCUCCAAAGAAGAUGCAUGAAUUUAAUGCAAAGAACUUUAUGAUGAUUAGUAAAUUCUCAGAAGUAAUAGUGGAAAGCCAAAGACCUGAUGAUGUCACGGUAACUCAUCCAUCCUUCGUGAACAAGGUGGCAAUGGGUAUAUAUAAAAGGGACAACUCCGGUCCUUUACAGCACAGCCCAAAAUCCACAAGUUCCAGAUUGUCACCAAACUUACUGCUUUUCUUUUGGAGUCAUGAAUCCGCUGCAAAACUGGAUGAUGUGCCUCUCAUUUUGGCUGUUCUGUUGUUGCUGCAUGCCUUUUCUCCUCUUUGCAAGUCCUUUGCCCCAGAAGGAAACUGAUGUUCGUACGAAUCACUCUUGCGUACUCAGAACUGUUCUGCCAUCCUACAUCAAGAACUGCACCCUCACCAUAGCUGAACAGGCAAGACUUUCUGAUAAAGAUACGGAUAACAGAUUCAUUGGGCAACAUCUGUAUGCUAACAUCAAGGAGAAGGACCACUGCUACGUAAUGAAGAGAGUAACUGACAUUAUCAUGAAGAAUGUCCUCUCUGAGCUGAAAUCUGCUCCUGGACAGUAUUCCAAUGUCAAAGAAGUAGCAAAUUUCUUAGCUGAACGGAAUGGGGAAUUGCAUGGCUGCAAACCAUCAGGGAAAAAUGAACACAUUGAAAGAAAUCUGAAGCAAAUGAAAGACAAAUUAGACAAGUUGGGAGAGAAUGGAAAGAACAAAGCAGUUGGUGAACUUGAUUUGCUCUUUGAGUACCUGGUGAAAGCAUGCACCAAAGCACCGGCUUCUUAAAGAACUAAACAUUAGUUGACCAUCAAUUAGCUCAUAGAGCUACUUCUAUCCAGAUGGGCCAGCUGUUUCAUUUUAGUUCGUGGAUCAUUUUAAUGGUAAUUUAUUGUAACUUGAUAAUGGUAACUUAUUUAAAAUUAUUUGUAUUUUUAUGUGAGCAAUUUAUUUAUAUGACUUAUUAGUGGCAGACUUUUUAUUCUCUCUGAUGCAAAAUGAAUUUACUUGAAAAUAAAGGCCAAAAAUAAAUGAAGACUAGGGCCUCUUCUACACUGUCAUAUAAAAUCCAGAUUAUCUGCUUUGAAGUGGAUUAUACGGCACUGUAGAUUUAGAUAUACCAGUUCAAAGCAGAUAAUCCACAUUAUCUGCUUUGAUAAUCUAGAUUUUAUGGCAGUGUAGAAAGGGUCUUUGUGUGCACUUGAUGUCUCCAUACAAAUACAUCAGAAUGAAGCACUCUUCUUCAUGCAGCCAUGGGAGUCGUCAUCAUCAUCAUCAUCAUCAUCAUCAUCAUCAUCAUCAUCAUCAUAUAAAUUAGGAUGCUAAUAUAGUAGACUCUUAGACUGGCUCUACACUGCCAUAUCAAAUCCAGAUUAUCUGACAUGAACUGGAUUAUAUGGCAGUGUAGAUCCAGACUUAGUUAACUCAAGCAAAUGGAACUCUCAAGUAAUUGGCAGAACAAACUAAAGAAGUAAUACUUUGAAUAAAAAACUUUUUUAUAAUACAGUAAAACUGUUACAUUACUUGCCAUAAUUUGCUUUUAGUUCCUGAAUUUCAAUAUUAAUAUCACCAAUGCAGAGUUUAUGAGUCUGGUAUUGUAUUAUUUAAGCCUAUUUUUAAAUAGCAACUUUCCGUCAACCAGAAACUACAUUUCUCCAGCAUCUACCAAUUCCACAGGCCCUGGUUCACAUGAAAGUCUACUGUAUGUAGAUGAGGAUGUGAAGCCUGCAUCCCUUGACAUUUUGUUGGACUCCCACCAGACCCACCUAAUGGCUGGAAAUGAUGGGAUCUAUAGUCCAGCAGAAUCUAAAGGGCCCCAGGUUCUUCACCCCUCAUGCAGACCAACCAUAUGAACGCCCUUUCAUUCGGGGACUAGCACUGAGCCUUGGAAGCCUUUUGUCCUUCUGCCAAGGAAUUUGUGGGUGAUGGGGAAGUUUGAUACUAAACUAAAUUUAAAUAGACCUCAUUUCUGCAUUUAGGACAACAAAGCAAAGCAUAAAACCUAUUGCUAAAAGUCAAUUUCUUUUAAAAAGUAGAGCAGUCUUGCCAAGCCUGUAUGGCUAUGGGCUGUAAAACUAUAGCCCCAACCUUCUUGACACCAGACUGGGGAAGGCUGAAAUAGAAAACAUUAUGCCAGACUUAAAGGAGAAUUUUCUCAUAGUUACGCAAUGAUACACAUAAUUAUUAUUUCUAGUUUGUCCGGUAUCUGGGAAAAAAAACUUGACCAAAUCUUAUCGUCGUUAGGGGAAAAAAGUAUGUUAUUUUAUAAAAACCGUUGCAGAUAUUAACUAUUUAAUGAUAAUUUAUAUAAUGUUAUAUUUUCACAUAAUAAUAAUUUAUAUGAACAAAAUAUAUUUAUCGGAUAUGUUUAUGAUAUGUCUAGUUGUUGAUUUCCUGUUGUAAUCAAUAUGAUCUCAGCCUACACAUAUUUUACAAUCUGUUUAUGCUAUGUUGGUUUCACCCAUGUGGGUAUUCAUUGAAUAAUAAUAAAUCCAGUUCAACAAUAGAUUUGUUUAGUUUCUCAGAAUUCAUUGCCAAACAUUUGCCUUUCUGUGUCACAUCUCUACAAUGAGCCUCUUCUUUAUUACUUCUUUCAUUUGAGUAAUAACACUUACAUGAAAAUACAUUUCAGCACACAUUUUAAGUGGUAUGUUUGUGGGGUGUGUGUUUCUAAUUAUGAUCACCGUUGAUGUGAUUAUG